AUAUAUAAAUAUAGAGAAAGAAUUCGUACAUUCGUUAUCCAUACACACACGUUGCACCGUAGUACUCAGCAGAACACUGUGCACCAGCGACAAGCACUCCGUCAAAAUGCAGGUUACUUUGGUCUUAUCGUCGUUGAUGUUGGCCGCUGCGGUCAGCGCGUACCCGCAAAGCCCGGAAUCCAGAGCCGUCAUCUUGAACCAAGAAAAGGAAGUCAACUUCGACGGAACCUUCAAGAACAAAUUCGAGACUGACAACAGAAUCAAGGUCGAAGAAGUCGGUUACCUGAAGCCCGGCACAGAUGGCCCGGUCUCCGUCGUCCAGGGUGGAAACUCUUACGUGGCCCCAGACGGUCGGGUCAUCUCAACCGGAUACAUCUCCGACGAGAACGGUUACAGACCCGUUGGUGAUCAUCUGCCUACUCCACCACCGAUCCCAUUCGAGAUCCAAGAAUCCCUCAGACUCUUGGCCUCUCUGCCGAGCACACCCGAACCGAAGUACAACUGAACGAGUACGUCCCGAUGAUCAUCGUUCACACACCAUAAUUUCGCCCGCACCACUCCUUCUCCUACGUAGCAUCCUUUUCUUUGUUUUUAAUUUUCCACCCCAUCAUCUGCACCCUCAUAUCACCACGAAUUCAUGUAUUUUUUAAAAAAAAAUGUUUCGUUCGAUUUAGCACUCGCCCUUUAAUGUUCCCUUCAUAAUAUAUCCUAUUGUGUGUGUAAAAUAUGUCACCGUUUAUCGUGCGAUAUAUUAUGCAUGUGUAUUUAUCAUUGUUUGUAUUACGAUGUAACUCUUGUUUGUUUACGCACAUAAUAUAAAUGCGUAUAUUAUUAUA
Molecule: messenger RNA, 836 nt
Organism: Sipha flava (yellow sugarcane aphid)
Lineage: Eukaryota; Metazoa; Arthropoda; Insecta; Hemiptera; Aphididae
Product: endocuticle structural glycoprotein SgAbd-4-like
Exons: 3
Coding region: 107-505 (132 amino acids)
Cellular component (GO): chitin-based extracellular matrix
Molecular function (GO): structural constituent of chitin-based larval cuticle
Source: RefSeq, a predicted model, not a curated record